GCAUAAAGGUCCCGGUGCCCAAGAGCUUCUGUCAGUCAGGAGGUCACACCGUGCACAAUGGGUUCCUCUCGGGCACCCAGGAUGGGGCGUGCGGGAGGGCAUGGGCUGAUGGCAUUGCUGAUGGCCAGUCUCAUUCUGCCAGCAAUCUUGGCUAAGAGCAUUGGGACCCUCUCGGACCCCUGUAAAGACCCCACGAGGAUCACCUCCCUGAAUGACCCUUGUCUCAUUGGAAAGCCUGGCUCCAACAGCAUCAGCAGCCAAGGUGGCUCCAACAGCAUCAGCAGCCAAGGUGGAUCCAGCAGCUCCCAGGGAGGUUCUUCAGGAUCCUUGAUAUUUAAACCAGGGACAGGGUAUUCUCAGAGUAGCUAUUCUUUUGGCUCUGGAGGCUCCCAGUCAGGAAGCAGCGGCUCCCAGACAGGAAGCAGCGGCUCCCAGACAGGAAGCAGCGGCUCCCAGACAGGAAGCAGCGGUUCUCAGACAGGAAGCAGCGGUUCUCAGACAGGAAGCAGCGGAUCUCAGACAGGAAGCAGUGGCUCUCAGACAGGAAGCAGUGGCUCUCAGACAGGAAGCAGUGGUUCUCAGACAGGAAGCAGUAGCUCCCAGUCUGGAAGAUGGGUAAGCAGCAGUUCUCAAUGGGUAAGCAGCAGUUCUCAAUCCGGAAGUUCAGGAAGCAGCCGGGAAGGACCAGGAAAUGGCUCUGCUCUACCAACCGAUGACAAUUCUUCCCGCCAAAUAUCAGGCACUUCCCAGUCUGGAGGCUCAUACACUUCCCAGAGCAGCAGCUCCAACCUGCGGCCCUGUAGCUCCAACGCGCCUGACUCUCCCUGCAGUGGGGGGCCUGUCAUCACACACUCAGGGCCUUACAUCUCUGGCUCUCACACCGUAUCAGGUGGCCAGAGGCCUGUAGUGGUGGUGGUGGAGCAACAUGGCUCUGGUGGCCCUGGAGGGUUUCAAGGCGUGCCCUGUAGCAAUGGCGGCCCCUCAGGCAAGCCCUGCCCUCCCAUCACCUCUGUUCAGAAACCCUAUGGUGGCUACGAGGUGGUGGGUGGCUCUUCCAAUAGUUAUCUGGUCCCAGGCAUGACCUACAGUGGAGGUAAAAUCUACCCCGUGGGCUAUUUCACCAAGGACAACCCUAUCAGGGGCUCGCCAGGGGCCCCCUCCUUUGCAGCUGGGCCCCCAGUCUCUGAGGGCAAGUACUUCUCUAGCAAUCCCAUCAUCCCCAGCCGCAGCUCAUCCAGUUCCAGUGGCUAUCCAUCGGGCGUUGUGUUCCAGCCUGUGGGCUCUGGUGGGGUCCAGCUCUGUGGCACUGGCUCUGUCAGCUCUAAGGGGCCUUGCUCUGGUACGAGAAUUCAGAUCACCUCCGGCAGCUCCAGUACCUCCUACCACCCCUGCAGUGGUGCUGCUUCCCAGGGGCCCUGCUCCUCACCAGGCACAGGCUCUAUCAGUGGGGGAAGCUCCUCCUCCACUGGCAAAAUCGUCCUUCAGCCCUGUGGCAGGAAAUCUAGCUCUUCCAGUUACCCCUGCCUUUCUGUUCCCUCCUCCACAUUGAAUGGGGGUCUGAAUGGCUCUCCUCAGCCUGUUCCCUCCGUGGGUGUCAAGCUCUGUGGCCUCAACAGCCCAGGAAGAGUGCCCUGCCGUUCCAUCCGCAACAUUCUGACCCAAGUGAAGCCUUUGGGGCCCCAGUUAAUGGAUCCUGAAGUUUUUCUGCCACAGGGAGAGCCACUUGAGAAGUCUUAAGUCACGCAUGACAGCUAUUUCCCAAUUGUCAGCCACCUCCCAACUGGAAGACGUUCAGGGGCCCAGUUUCCUGCCCUCCUCCAGGGAGAGCUGCCUCACGUGCUGCAGUUAGCCCGAUGAUGCUCUUGACUUUAUUCAGCACUCGAAAUGGUGGACUCCACCUUCUUCCUCCUUUCCUGGUGCUUCCACACCAUGCCGCUAGGGUGUUCUCUCUGCCCGAUUACCUGCCUUGAAGCGCACUUUUUCAGGUUCUUGACUGGGAAGACCUCAACCUUGGGUGCCCGGAUAAGUCAAGCAUGCCUCCACCCGUUUGCUGAAUAAGACAAAGACCAAUCCAUCACCUGAGAACCAAACUGCAUUUCUCAGCGACUCCUCUACCAUCCGUUCAGGCAGCCCUCUAAAUUGUUGGGUUCCCGCCAUUCAUCAUGAGUCUCACCACACCCUACCAGACCCAUUUCCAACACACUCCUGCCUGCCCCGUCCCAACUCUCCAUGUCAGUUUCUGCCUGGUUUCUACUUCACCCAAAGCACAGAUGUUGCUGUGUGUGUGUGUGUGUGUACCCCAGGACAUCCACAGAAUCUGACACAGACUCCUGACUCUAUCUGGAUCCUGGACAGGGCUCAAUAAACUUUGUGAACUUUGUGCAGA
Arvicanthis niloticus (Nile rat) is the source of this 2386-nucleotide messenger RNA. It is a transcript of the gene Cdsn, whose product is annotated as corneodesmosin. Lineage: Eukaryota; Metazoa; Chordata; Mammalia; Rodentia; Muridae. Gene Ontology annotation, molecular function: protein homodimerization activity. Gene Ontology annotation, biological process: cell-cell adhesion; skin morphogenesis. The record is from RefSeq and is a predicted model, not a curated record.